CGCCUCGGUCUACAGCUUCUCGUUCUCAGCUGGUUCACUCUCAGCGCAACUCGUCCCCUCGUUUGAGAAUUGAUACUUGAACAUGUCUGACGACGGAUAUGGCGGUGGUGGCGGCGGCGGAGACGACUAUGAUUAUGACGGUCCCGGUUUCACCGAGGACGCCUUCGACGAGGGCUACGACCUGCUCGCAACAGAGCUCCCAGACGGCGAGGCAAACGGAGAGGGCGAGCAGGUGAACGGCUAUGCUGGCACGAACGGCGCAGAAAACGGACAAGACGCUCCGAAUGGCGAGGGUGCGCAGGAGCCCGCGGCAGCAGCACCACGCGACGAGCGACAACCCAACAAGGUCCGGGUCACGACUCCCUACCUGACGAAAUACGAGCGGGCACGAGUGCUGGGAACAAGAGCGUUGCAGAUUAGUAUGAACGCGCCAGUACUGGUACCUCUGGAUGGCGAAACGGACGCGUUGCAAAUCGCCAUCAAGGAGCUCUCGCAGCGAAAAAUCCCCCUGAUCAUCCGACGUUACCUCCCCGAUGGUAGUUUCGAGGACUGGAGCGUGUCGGAGCUCAUCAGCGACUGAGCUGGUCGGGUCAGGGCGGUUUCUGUAGGAUGUAGGUGUGUUGCGAGACUUGUAUUUUUGGUUGCAUUCCCCUCUGUUCUGGCUGUCGCACAUAAUGCUUGACCCGUCUGCUAUGGUAUAAGCUCAUAUUGCUCUCGCUUCACGGCCAUGAGCUUACGACCAUCUCUGAAUUUCCAC
This is a messenger RNA of Trametes versicolor FP-101664 SS1, 757 nucleotides long. RefSeq names its product RNA polymerase Rpb6. Gene Ontology annotation, molecular function: DNA binding; DNA-directed RNA polymerase activity. The transcript has 4 exons. The record is from RefSeq and is a predicted model, not a curated record. Gene Ontology annotation, cellular component: RNA polymerase II, core complex; RNA polymerase I complex; RNA polymerase III complex. The coding region runs from base 83 to 580 and encodes 165 amino acids. Gene Ontology annotation, biological process: DNA-templated transcription. NCBI's taxonomy places the organism in Eukaryota, Fungi, Basidiomycota, Agaricomycetes, Polyporales, Polyporaceae.